AUGUUUCGAUCCGUCCUCACGGCAGGCGCGGGCGCCCUGACCACAGUCCCGGCCUUCUUCUUGUGGACAAGGAACUGCAGCAUUGCAGACCUCCCCACAACCGACGAACUGUUCCGCAACACCUCCUUCGCCAAGUACAAUCCGACUCCGUCGCCCGGGGCGGAAAUGCGAGAUGUCUGCGUCCGACGGUAUCCAUUGAGCCAGAUCCGACCGGAACUGGUUGAAGAUGCUCGCAGAGGUGGCACGGCAAUGAUCGAGGCCUUUAAUCAAGGUAUCUGGGGAGGAUUCGAGAUGGCACCUCCGCCAGCGCUACGGCACUUUGCCCGAAACCCAGUCGCAGCUCUGGUCGAAGCAGGCUCUGCAGCAGAGCACGUAGGAGUCGGCACGGCAUUCACCGACCACCUUGUCGUACUGGACAAGACGCCGCAGUCGGUCCUGCUGCGUGGGGGCAAAUCGCCGCUCACUCGGCCUGACAUGCCCCGCGACAUGGACGGCCUGCUCGAGAUCCAGGUUGUGCCGGACUUUGACAAGGGGCACGUGGACUUUAUAUUCAAGUCCGUCUUCUUCGCGGGCACGGGAAUCGACAGAGGAGAAGGUUCUUCGGAGGUCAAGAUCGUGCCGGAGCCCUUGGUCUGGGCCCACAAACAAUACACCAAGCUGCUGGUGGAAUCGGGGGUUCUUCACGUGAAGAAUCAGGCGUGGUUCGCUUAA
Molecule: messenger RNA, 711 nt
Organism: Fonsecaea multimorphosa CBS 102226
Lineage: Eukaryota; Fungi; Ascomycota; Eurotiomycetes; Chaetothyriales; Herpotrichiellaceae
Exons: 2
Coding region: 1-711 (236 amino acids)
Source: RefSeq, a predicted model, not a curated record